UUCACCUACCCCCACAACUCCCUCUCCUGUCUUUCUUGCUUCUCCAGCAAAAAGCAGUCUCAAUCUCAAAAUGCUUGCCAGACCACUGGUUACAGAAUACAUACACCACAAUUUUCAAAAACCUCUUUUCCUUUAUCACCACAAAACCCCUGUUGCAAUCGGAAGCCAGCCUCAUGGCUUCCACCGCAAACGCACUAUCGCCUUCUCUCUCCGCUGCCAAUUCUUCCAUAUCCAAGCCUAAAGCUUUGCACGAUUUCUAUCUACGCUUCAAAAACCCUAACGCCAUAUCUUUGCGCUACAAACGGGUGGGUCUUCCGGUGCUGAGUUUGAGCGGAAUUACGUCGCCGAGGGUAUCUGCCAGUUCUGCUCAGGUUAUGCAUCAAUCUGUUGGUGAAGCAAGUUCUAAAGCCCCUACUAUUGUUGAAGUCGAUUUGGGCAACCGGAGCUACCCGAUCUACAUUGGAUCUGGACUUCUUGAUCAACCUGAACUGCUCCAAAGGCAUGUCCAUGGGAAGAGAGUGCUUGUGGUGACUAACAACACAAUAGGACUAUUAUACUUGGAUAAAGUGGUUGAUGCAUUAACAAGAGGGAAUCCAAACGUUUCCGUGGAGAGUGUCAUAUUGCCUGAUGGUGAGAAGUACAAGAAUAUGGAAACUCUUAUGAAAGUCUUUGACAAGGCCAUUGAAUUAAGAUUGGAUAGACGGUGUACAUUUGUUGCACUUGGAGGAGGUGUUAUUGGUGACAUGUGUGGAUUCGCAGCUGCUGCUUUUCUUCGAGGUGUUAAUUUCAUUCAGAUUCCUACAACUGUUAUGGCACAGGUGGACUCUUCCGUUGGAGGAAAAACUGGGAUAAAUCACACACUUGGGAAGAACCUGAUUGGAGCAUUUUAUCAACCUCAGUGUGUACUCAUAGACACAGACACGCUAAACACUCUGCCGGAUAGGGAAUUGGCAUCAGGCCUUGCAGAGGUCAUAAAGUAUGGUCUUAUAAGAGAUGCCAAAUUUUUUGAGUGGCAGGAAAAGAAUAUGCCAAAAUUAAUGGCAAGGGAUCCAAGUGCAAUGGCAUAUGCCAUAAAGCGUUCAUGUGAAAAUAAGGCUGAAGUUGUAUCAUUGGAUGAAAAGGAAGGUGGAUUGAGGGCAACAUUGAACUUAGGUCACACAUUUGGCCAUGCGAUAGAAACUGGUUUUGGAUAUGGGCAGUGGCUUCAUGGUGAAGCUGUUGCAGCUGGCACGGUCAUGGCUGUUGACAUGUCAUAUCGCCUUGGUUGGAUUGAUGAUUCUAUUGUGAAACGAAUCCACAACAUUCUACAACAGGCCAAGUUACCGACCACCCCACCAGAAACCAUGACUUUGGAAAUGUUCAAGUCUGUCAUGGCGGUAGAUAAGAAGGUAGCUGAUGGGCUGCUAAGGCUUAUCCUGCUGAAAGGCCCUCUUGGUAAUUGUGUAUUCAGUGGUGAUUAUGAUGGAAAUGCCCUAGAUGAUACGCUUCAUGCAUUUUGCAAGUCAUGAUUGCUGUUCUGGAUAUUUUUGUUCCUAGCUACACCUGCAUUCAAUUGUUGUGUCUGAUAUGUUUUGAAGGUCUUACCAGUAUUUUUAAGUUUGGUCAUUUAAGCUAGCAAAGAUGGUUACUGAGUUGUAAUUUGGUAAUUAUGCAUUGGUGAAUAAAGUUAUCUAUUUUCUUCUUUA
Hevea brasiliensis (rubber tree) is the source of this 1685-nucleotide messenger RNA. RefSeq names its product 3-dehydroquinate synthase, chloroplastic. Bases 174 to 1508 code for a protein of 444 amino acids. The record is from RefSeq and is a predicted model, not a curated record. Lineage: Eukaryota; Viridiplantae; Streptophyta; Magnoliopsida; Malpighiales; Euphorbiaceae. Gene Ontology annotation, cellular component: cytoplasm. The transcript is spliced from 8 exons. Gene Ontology annotation, biological process: aromatic amino acid biosynthetic process. Gene Ontology annotation, molecular function: 3-dehydroquinate synthase activity.